UACUUGAACAAAAAAUACAAGGUCAAUGUACCCUUUAUACUUAUGAAUUCUUUCAAUACGGACGAGGAGACCAAACGCAUUGUCCAAAAAUAUGGCAAUCAAAAUGUCCGCAUUCUCACUUUCAAUCAAUCACGCUAUCCUCGUGUGAAUAAGGAGUCGUUUCUUCCGAUGCCACGUUCACCCAACGAUGAUAGCAGCGGAUGGUAUCCUCCAGGUCACGGUGACUUGUACGAAUCGCUCGUGAAUUCCGGUUUAGUAGAUCUAUUACUUUCCGAAGGAAAGGAGUACCUUUUCGUCUCAAACGUCGAUAAUCUUGGUGCAGUGGUUGACUUGAAUAUCCUAAAUCAUAUGGUUGAAUCGGACUCUGAAUUUAUCAUGGAGGUCACAGAUAAAACUAGGGCGGAUAUUAAGGGUGGUACGCUAAUUGAUUAUGAAGGUGUAAUACAACUGCUAGAAGUAGCUCAAGUCCCGCCAGGGCAUAUUGAAGAUUUUAAAUCAAUUAAAAAGUUUAGAAUCUUUAAUACCAACAAUCUCUGGAUGAGUUUGAAGGCUAUCAAGCGAGUCAUCGAUAACAAAGAACUCGAAUUAGAAGUUAUUGUUAAUAAUAAGACACUUGAUUCGGGAGUCAAAGUUCUUCAAUUAGAGACUGCUGUUGGUGCUGGUAUCAAGCAUUUCAAGAAUGCUCAUGGGAUCAAUGUGCCGCGAAAGCGGUUUUUGCCCGUUAAAUCAACUUCCGAUUUGUUCCUUGUUACUUCUGACUUAUAUUCGCUGCAUCACGGUGAGCUCAGGAUGAAUCCGCAAAGGGUCUUCCCUACGGUUCCAUUAGUGAAACUCGGUGACGAAUUCAAGAAGGUUUUCAAUUUCCUCAGUCGCUUCGAAUCGCCACCACAUAUUCUUGAGCUCGAUCAUCUCACAGUUACGGGGGAUGUGACUUUUGGGGCUGGUGUUCAAUUGAGGGGGACUGUGAUCAUCGUAGCGAAUCAUGGCAGUAGAAUCGACAUUCCUCCAGGUGCUAUUCUUGAGAACAAGGUAGUCAGUGGAAAUCUUAGAAUUCUUGAUCAUUGA
Molecule: messenger RNA, 1065 nt
Organism: Paraglomus occultum
Lineage: Eukaryota; Fungi; Glomeromycota; Glomeromycetes; Paraglomerales; Paraglomeraceae
Source: the annotation of a GenBank genome assembly